Messenger RNA from Ruditapes philippinarum (Manila clam), 12416 nucleotides. RefSeq names its product ATP-binding cassette sub-family A member 2-like. The transcript has 49 exons. Gene Ontology annotation, cellular component: intracellular membrane-bounded organelle; membrane. Gene Ontology annotation, biological process: transmembrane transport; lipid transport. Gene Ontology annotation, molecular function: ABC-type transporter activity; ATP hydrolysis activity; lipid carrier activity. The record is from RefSeq and is a predicted model, not a curated record. Lineage: Eukaryota; Metazoa; Mollusca; Bivalvia; Venerida; Veneridae. The coding region runs from base 622 to 8181 and encodes 2519 amino acids.
CAUCAUAGCUGUUGGUUUUUUCAUGGGAUUUUUUUUUCUGUUAUUUUAUCCAGAUCACAAAUGACUGUCAUUUAUAUAUAAUUUACAAUAUACUGUGAUAUAAGUUGUUAUAAAUUCAUACUAAUGAUUCACUUAUGAAAGAGUAAAAGUCAAUGGUUGGAAACUUUGUAGAAAAUUGAAGUACAUUAUGUUUGACUUUUGCGUAUUUGUAGCAUAUGAUUAUUAUGUGCUCAAUGAAAACGCUUGGAGUACCAAAUUUUGAGGAUAAAUAAUACAAGAAUAUAUGUUUGGUUUAAUCAUACUUAAUACAUUCGAAUAAUUUUAAAAGUCGACUGUUUAUGACAUUUAGCCAACUAAACACAUAAUUUUACUACUUGUGUAGCAUAGUCUAGUUUUCUUUUAUAAUUGCUAAGUCAACUAGAGUGCAAUUACGCAACUGCUGGGAAGCAAGAUUUUUCAAAAUUUAUUUAUGGAGUAAUGCCAGACUUUUGUGUGUGUGUGUGUGUGUGUACCUUGCAGGAAAGCAGUAAAAUUGAGAAGUUUACAUUUGCAAAAUCUAGAGCAGUGGAACGGUGUUAUAUAGGGAAACAUUACGGAGGAUGGUGUAAUUGAGAUCAAACAAUGCGUGUAUUAAGUAAUUAUCGACGUGACGACAUGGGGUUCCUACAUCAGCUGGGCUUGCUACUGUGGAAGAACUUUACCCUGAAGAAAAGAAACCCAUUUGUGUUACUGUUUGAGCUGUUCAUACCACUGGUGCUGUUUGUGAUUCUUCUGUCAAUCAGAAAGAGGGAGUUACCAUCUCCUCAAAGAACACAUUACUGGGGCAUGCAAGCUUUGCCGUCAUCAGGAGCUAUACCCAUAAUGCAAUCUUUCUGUGAGGAGAAUAACCAGAAACAUAAUGCUUCAGAUCCACAUUCUAAGAUUAAUCGUGCCACAGAGUUUCUGCAGAAGUUACAGACAUUGGGGACACAACAUAAUUUCUUCUACCCGGGCUACACACCGAGGGAGAUGGAACAGUUACCAUACAUUUAUAAACAAAUUCUAGAAGAACCAACUUCUCUACAACAGUCAUUUCAAAAAGCCACUGAUUUUAAGCUGGUUAAAUUGUUUACAUCAACAACAAGAUUAAGAAGUUAUCUCACAAACAAUCUAUCCAUGCCUAGCAGUGAUGUUGAUGCUAUUCUAAAUUCCACUGUCAAUGUUAAAGAGGUAUAUAAAUUAGUGUUUGGCUCCUAUCCUGACAGUGUAGAUUACAGUAGGGUACGACGUAGUGUAGACAACUCACCAGCUUUACAGAAUCUAAGAACCAUCAUGACAUCAGCAAAAUCCAAGAAAACUUCACUUUUAGAGCAUUCUGUUCUUGUAUCACAAUUCAUGUCAGAAAUGAUACCAGAUUUCAAAAAUGGAAUCUUACAUAGGCUCAUGAACCAAAGUGCUCUGUGGAAUGAUUCCACUUUUACAGGAUUUCUGUUUCAUUUUCUUGGUAUUGAGGCAGGAGAAUUUCCGUUGCCCAAAACCUUGAGCCCUGAGGAAGUUGCAGAGCUUCUGAAGCUGAUAUUGCUGUCCCCGGAAGCUCUACAUGAAGGUGCCUGUGACAGAGAGGAGCUACAGAAACUGUUGAUUCCUCAACCUCCAUAUAAUGUCUCAUCACUGCUGGAUGCUCAGGCAAUCUUGUGUAAUAUGACCGAUAAGAACUUCAAUGACCUGUCACAAAUAUUGAAUGGAGAAAUUCAAGACAGUAAAAUUGUACAAGUGCUUGGUUUGAUGCCUCUCAACUUUUCCAGAAUUUAUAAUCAAGUUGAAGAAUUUAAGAUAAAUGUGGAGAAGUUUUACAGGUUUCAGACAUACUUGUUAGAUUUAAGUAUUCUAGUUGAGGUAUUACCACAGGAUGGUUGUGAUCUUAUGUAUGAGGAUAACAGCACAACAAGCUCUCCAUUAAUUCCUGUUACUGAAUCUGUCAAGACAACAACAACGAAGCCUGAUCCUGAUUCAAAACGAAAGAAACCAAACAAGUUUGCUGGAUUUCUGAAAUUCUGGGAUGGAAUGCAGAAGACAAUAUGUGGCCAUGACACUCCAGACAGGAACAAAGGAAAAGGAAGUGAUACUGAUGCUACAACUUCCAAGCCUAUAAAUGACACUGAUUCAAGUAAUUCUGAUAACCAGUCUAACUCUACAGCUUCUGAUGAUCCAGAAGUAAUUGUACAUUCUAGAAAGAAAAGAUCAACUGAUGAUGAGUUUGAGGAUUUUGAUGUUGGUGCUCUCGGACUGAACUAUUACCAGAGAAAGAAGUUGAAGAUUUUGAUACAUGUAUUGUAUAGUAAUCCUAAAGUUUUAUAUGCCCCAAAUAACACCGCUGUUAACAGUAUUAUCAAAAAGGCAAAUGAUACGUUCAAGUUGAUAAGUGCAGUGAGUGAUUAUGCGAAGGAAUGGUUAGCAAUCUCAUCUGAUCUACGAUUAUAUCUAAGUGCUGACUCUACAAGACAAAACAUUAAGGCUAUACAACAGAUUCAGAAAGAUUUACGAGAGAACAAGAGUAUUUUAUCAUUUCUCCUUCAUGGUGACCCUCGUCAGGAGCAGUUUCUGAACUUGACAAUACCUGACGCUGAUUUUUUCCUAAAAGAGAUAGAUUCUAUAGACAAUGCAGCAUGUACAUGGCUAACACUUAUGUCUGGUAUUAACCUGAAUGUGUUUAAAGGGUUUGCCAGUGAAUGGGAAUUGGUCGACUUUUUCUUGACUCAACAGUAUCACCAGAAUGUCAGUGCUUUAGCUGGUGUUGUAUUUGAGAAUGUUCAUUGCAAAUUACAGGAUGUUAUAGAAAGAGCAAUUAUAAAUGUACAAGUUGGCAGAGAUGUUAUAGAACCUGGCUCCUAUUUUGUAAGAUUUCCCUAUCCAUGCUGGCUAUAUGACAAGUUUGUAUUUAUGAUAGAACAUGUGAUGCCCCUAUGUUUGACUAUAUCCUGGGUAUAUUCUGUUGCCAUGUUGGUACAAAGUAUUGUCUACGAGAAAGAACAAAGACUUAAAGAGGUGAUGAAGAUGAUGGGUUUAAGUAAUGCAGUACAUUGGCUGGCCUGGUUCCUCACGACAUUUGUACAAUUUACAGUCACCAUUAUUGUCCUCACUGUGAUGCUCAAAUAUGGCCGUGUCCUAACAUACAGUAACCCUCUUGUUGUCUUCACUACAUUAGAACUGUUUGCCAUAGCAACCAUAUCGUUCUGUUUCCUGAUAAGUACACUAUAUUCAAAGGCGAAGGUUGCAGCAGCUUGUGCUGGAAUCAUCUACUUUUUGACAUAUGUUCCAUACAUGUAUGUUGCUAUCAAAGAGGAUGUAGCUGGGGAUAGUAUCUCCUCUAUAGUGAAAACACUUGUUUCCUUAUUCUCAACGACAGCUUUUGGUCUAGGAGGGAAAUAUUUUGCAUUCUAUGAGGAGACAGGUGUUGGUGUACAGUGGAAUAACAUUUAUAUUUCACCUGUAGAGGGGGACCAGUAUAAUCUUCUCAUGGUUCAACUAAUGAUGAUAUUUGAUACCUUCCUAUAUGCCAUACUUGCUUGGUAUAUAGAAAAUGUCUUUCCUGGAUCAUAUGGAUUACCAAAGCCAUGGUAUUUCCCGUUCACAAAGUCAUACUGGUGCGGUGGUCAUAUGAAGGUUGUAGAUACCGAGUAUUGUAGUUUAUCUGGGCUGUGUCACAGACGUCAAGGGUUCUCUGUGAUGGAGGAGGAUCAAGCUGGGGCAAUGGGUAGAGAUCCUGAUGAAGCUUCCAAGUUCGAGGGGGAGCCAAGUCACCUGACCCAGGGAGUCUGUAUUGAUCAUUUGACCAAGAUGUAUAAAACUGGUAAAAAAUUAGCAGUCAAGAAUCUCAGUCUGAACUUGUAUGAAGGGCAGAUAACUUCUUUCCUUGGACAUAAUGGUGCUGGCAAAACUACUACCAUGUCAAUUUUGACUGGAUUUUUCCCGCCUACUUCUGGCUCAGCUUCCAUAUAUGGUAAUGAUAUUCGGACCGACAUGGAGGUGAUUAGACAAGGCCUGGGCAUGUGUCCCCAGCAUAAUGUUCUGUUUGACAAGCUGACUGUAGAGGAACAUCUUUGGUUCUAUGCUAGACUUAAAGGCAUGAAGACUGCAGAUAUUAACUCAGAAAUGGAUAUGAUGAUAGAUGAUCUUGGAUUACCUAAGAAACGUAAAAGUCAGAUAGACUGCCUCUCUGGAGGUAUGCAGCGUAAACUAUCUGUUGCCAUAGCAUUUGUUGGUGGGUCUCGCACUGUCAUCCUCGAUGAACCAACUGCUGGGGUUGACCCUUAUGCUCGCAGGGCAAUCUGGGACUUAUUGAUCAAGUAUAAGAGUGGACGUACAAUUCUCUUGUCAACACAUCACAUGGACGAGGCUGACCUGUUAGGUGACAGAAUAGCAAUUAUAUCAAACGGGGAGCUGAAAUGUUGUGGAAGCUCCUUGUUCCUGAAGAAUACAUUCUGUGAGGGUUACCAUCUUAAACUGGUCAAACAAGAGAAAGAAGAAGAUAUACGUUCUACAGAUACCUUUGACAGUAUUGAGGCUACCCAGAAUGCAUUUGUCUCCAAAUGUGAUCCCUCUGCUGUGACAGGAUAUAUACAGAAAUUUGUGUCGUCUGCUUACCUAAAAACAGAAACUAGACGAGAACUACAUUAUAUAUUGCCUUAUCAGGAGGCACAGAAAGGCAACUUUGAAAAACUUUUCCAGGCCCUUGAAUCUGGUGAUCAGAACUUAUACAUCAGUAGUUAUGGUGUGGCAGACAGUACAUUGGAAGAAGUCUUUUUAGAAGUCACUGAAAAUGCUAUCAUUGCAGAUGAAGAGAAACUUGAACCAAAACCCUUGGAAACCCUAAAUCCUACAUCAGACACUGAAACCAGGGCUGCUUCUCCACCAUUGGAGGAUUUACUUAAUGAAGCUACUGGUGGCCAAUCAGAGUCAGAGAUGAAACCAGCCAAUCAGAAUGUAGGAAAUGAACUGGAGCUAGGUCACAUGACAGAUUCACCAACCAAUCAUAGUGAACAUGGACAUGUAUCUGAAAAUUUGACCAAUCACAGAAUAGAAAGUCAAGUCAACGUUGAUACAGAUAUUGAGAUAGAUGCCAGAAAUAUGGAAUUGUUGUCAGGAAAGGGUUCACGUGUUCUGUCAAAAAACCUACUUCUUCUCAACCAUUUUCGAGCUGUGUUAUUUAAACGUUUUCAUUACAUCACAAGAAACUGGAAGGGAUUAUUCUCACAGAUUAUCUUGCCAGCACUAUUUGUAUCUAUUGCGAUGACAGUGGCCCUGUCGGCCCCUAAAGAUGAAGAUCUUCCCCCACUAGAGAUGAGUCCCUCACAGUAUUAUAAUGUUACACAACCAAAAGGAAAUUACAUCCCGUAUUCAAAUGAGCAUGACAGUGAUCGAGCAUUGAAUUAUCUCUAUGAUGCUGGUCCCGUAGAUCUUAUCAAUACAUUCAAGCUGCCGUCAGGUGUUGGAGCAACUUGUGUCUUAAAAUCACCUUUUAAUAGUUCUAUAGACUUAGAUGUGUUUAGAAACCUGAACCUGUCAGACCACACCCUUCGUUUAUUGUCUCGGUAUUAUGAGAGAGGUUGUGAGAGGGUGUUUGUUCCAGGAAUACAGCUCGAGAAUUACGUGCCACAGGCGGCUGUUAUAUCAGAUAAAGGAAAACUUCUUGAAAUACCAGAUUUCGUUAAACCAACAAAGAGUAUACCAUCGGAGAGAUAUGAACCAGAGUGUGUAUGUAAGACAGACAAGUCUGGUUUCGAGUGUUCUACAGCAGAGAAAAGUCCCCCGGAGUUCCGCGUCGUUACACGAGAUAUCAUGCAGGAUAUAUCUGUAAAGGAACUGAAAAUAGGUACUAGAAACAGAGCCAAAUAUUAUCUCUACACCACAGAUGAAUACAGACUUCACAGGUAUGGAGCAUUUAGUUUUGGUACAGAAAGGAAUUAUAUACCGGAGGAUUUUGGAAAGGGAAGUCCUACAGUGUUCAGACAUGUGGCUGUCAGAGGAUCCGCUUUGACAUGGUUUAACAACAAAGGCUAUCAUUCAAUGCCUGUAUUCCUGAAUACAUUAAACAAUGCUAUACUGAGAGCAAAUCUUCCCAAGAGGAAAGGUCAUCCUUCAGCUUAUGGUAUAACAUUAACAAACCAUCCUAUGAACCAGACAAAUAAUAUCCUCAACAUGGACUUUAUAUUACAAGGGGCUGAUGUUCUGAUAGCAAUAUUUAUCAUAGUCGCCAUGUCAUUUGUACCAGCAAGUUUUGUUGUGUUCCUCGUGUAUGAGAAAUCAAGUAAAGCCAAACAUCUACAGUUUGUUAGUGGUCUUAACCCAGUAAUUUACUGGCUAGGAAACUAUGUUUGGGAUAUGUGUAACUAUGUGAUACCAGCAAUAUGCAUCAUUGUGAUCCUGCUAGCCUUCCAGAUACCAGCUUAUGUGUCUUCCACUAAUUUUCCAUCUGUUAUUGCACUCUUCUUCCUAUAUGGCUGGUCAAUGACCCCAGUGAUGUAUCCAGCUUCAUUCUUCUUCAAGGAGCCGAGUACUGCCUAUAUUUUCCUGAUCGUGAUAAAUCUGUUCACUGGUAUCACGUGCAUCGUGUCAAGUUUUCUCCUUGAGAUCUUCUCUUAUGAUGAGGCAUUAGAUAAAGUACAGAAGGUCAUGAAAGAUGUUUUCUUAGUCUUCCCGAACUAUUGUCUUGGUCGUGGUCUGAUGGACAUUGCUUUUAACCAAUAUAAAAAUGAAUUCUACUUUAAAACUGGUCAGUAUGAUAUGAUGGAGUCACCACUACGCUGGGAUCUUAUCACCAAAAAACUGAUCAUUAUGUCCAUCAUGGGUCUCGUGUUCUUUGUUAUAACAUUGCUGUGUGAAUACAGAUUCUUUAUUAAAGCCAGACAACAUAACAAGUUUGCCAAUAGCAGUGUUGGUGAUGAGGAUGUGGAUGUUGCUGCAGAGAGAAAGAGGGUCCUUAGAGGGGCAGGAAAAAAUGAUCUACUGAGGCUGGAAAAUCUUACAAAGGUCUACAAAACCAGAAAAUUAGGCCAUCAACUUGCUGUUGACAAGUUAUGUAUAGGUGUACCAGAAGGAGAGUGUUUUGGUUUGCUUGGUGUGAACGGAGCUGGAAAGACUACAACGUUUAAAAUGUUGACUGGAGACUUAAGACCAACGGCUGGUGAUGCUCAUCUUAACAGAUAUAGUAUAUCAAAGGACAUGUUGAAGGUACAGCAGAAUAUAGGAUAUUGCCCUCAAUUUGAUGCCCUGUUUGAUGAGUUAACAGCUAGAGAACAUAUACAAUUAUACAGUAGGUUGAGAGGGGUACCACCAUCAGAGGAGGCUCAGAUUGUAGAAUGGGCAUUGAAGAAGUUAUGUUUAUCCCAAUACCAGAAUAAACCAGCUGGUACAUAUAGUGGGGGAAAUAAAAGAAAACUAUCCACUGCUAUAGCUCUUAUAGGACACCCACCACUAAUAUUUAUGGAUGAACCAACCACAGGCAUGGACCCACAUUCAAGACGGUUUCUAUGGGACCUAAUUCUAGGUCUGAUCAAAGAUGGCCGCUCUGUUAUUCUCACUUCUCAUAGUAUGGAAGAAUGUGAAGCAUUAUGUACAAGGUUGGCUAUCAUGGUAAAUGGAAAAUUCAAGUGCCUCGGCAGUACGCAACAUCUGAAAAACAAAUACGGUGAUGGAUAUACUCUAAGUUUACGUCUCAAAGGUCCCGAUUUUGAGCGAUCUCAACGGCAGGCCCAAAGAUUUGUUCAGCACAACUUUCCAAAAGCUGUGAUUAAAGAGUGCCAUUAUAACUUGUUACAGUUUGAGAUGAAAUCUGAAGAUCUCACAUUAUCUUAUAUAUUCUCUAAACUUGAAGAGGCUCAAAAAGAUCUAAAUAUAGAAGAUUAUUCUGUUAGUCAAAACACUCUGGAUAAUGUAUUUAUUAAUUUUGUAAAACAACAAGUUGAGAUUGUGGAAGAAAGUGGCACUGACAAUUCAGCAUACACAAGUGACCAUCUACAGAGAACUCGUGCAGUAUCGUCUGCUUCAUCAUCUGGAUUAGCAGACGAUCUUGAUGAAGAGCUUAUAGGGGAGGUAAAUCUAUCAGAUUCUCAACUUGAAAUAGAGGAUGAUGUCCCUUUGUUGAGUUUUGAUGGCAGAGGGACACAUCUCACACUACUGAGUAUGGAUCCAGUCAAUAUUUGAAAUCCAAGGUAACAUGUUGCUGUCACGAAGAUCCAUAGUGUUGCUUUAGGUGUUACUAUGGCAACAAGAAAAAAAAACUACUAUAAAUCGGCUACAGACCAAAUUGUUUACAGAUAGAUAAAUACAGAGUAUCAAGACUCUUCCUAUGAAAGGAUCUCAAAUAUUUAUUUUUUAUGUAGAGAGUUUAUUAUUCUGUCAUAUAUAAAUAUAUUUGCAUGUUUAAAUUUACUGAAUGUUUGGUACAGAAAAUGUGCUCAUCCCAUAUCAGAAUAGUGCUGAGGGGCUUCAAUGCUUACAGUUUACUUAUAUAUUUGUGUUUUUGUCUGGUAAAAUGUGGAAUUGUCUCUUAUAUUAUAUACUAUUAUUUUUUUAAAUGAUCAUAUAUUAUAUAUGAGGAACUACAAAGGGCUUUGAUUAUGUAACUGCUUGAAUACAUUUUGAACCAUUUUUUGAUUGUACAGUUUGAGCAAGUGUGUGUGAAUGAAUAAUUUUGAGUAUGAAAUUUUUUAGCUUUAUCUGCUUACUAUAAGAUGUUUGGUGUGCUGAGAAUUUUGCUGUUGCUCUAAUCAUCAUUGUUCUUGAUGAUCAAUCAUGAUCCUCAUUGUUUAUUCAUCAUCAUCAUCAUUCAUCACUAUCAUUAUUCAUCACCAUCAUUCAUUAUUAUUAUCAUCAUCAUUAUUCAUCAUUCAUCAUUAUCAUCAUCAUAAGACCGCUUUCAAACAGUGUAGCAGAGUUUUUUACUUUAUUAUGGUUGUAUAUUUAUGAUUUUUCAUUCCAUUGUACGGGUUGUUGUUGUUGUAUAAAAUCAUGUAACAUUAUUGAUCAUGUUUAUAUGAGGUCAUGUGACAGUCUUGACUAUGCUCUUAAAAGUCAUGUUACAAGCUCAUCAUUUUUUUUUAUAUAAUUGUGACAUUGUUGAUGGUGUUAAACUUUUCUUUGUGUAAGAUAUUUUUUGUGACAUAUGUAUUAUUCAGUGAUAGCUCUACUUUUUGCAUGGUUUAUUGAAACAAAAUGUGCUCAUUUAUAUUUACAGAUUUUUGUCUUUUCCAUUUCUAUUGAAAGUGAAGUGCAUACUUGAUAUGAUUAUUUGUUUUGAAUCUGUAUUUAAAUUGUUAAAUUUAAUGCAUACUUAACUGUUCUAGUGAACUUUAAUACAUUAUAAAAUACUUACAUUUUUAAACUUAUUUAAUCCAAGUGUUUGAAUAUUUUUUUAUUCAUUCUUUAUUAUAAUUUAUUUACUAUUCUCUAUUAUAAUUUAUUUACAUGCUUAAACAUGUUUAAUGAAUAAUACGAUAGAUGUAAUGGUGUAUUGAAAAAAUAUUACAAUUUUCAUGUUGUCAGAAUCGUUUUAUGUUAUUGAUAUAUUAGAUAGAUAAGUACAACUUUGAUUGCUGUAGAAACAUCUUAUUGUUUUUAUGAGAACUUUUGAAUUCCAAACCCUCCCCAAUUUAUCUGCUUGUCUAACCCUUUGACCAUUACAUGUUUCCUUUGGGCUGAAGGUUUUCCUACUUUGUAUGUCAUCUUUAUUUUAAUGUUAAAUAAUAUGACCUUGUAACCUUAAUGACCUUAACCUUUAAUGUCAAAGCUAUCAGAGUGAUGACAUUCUAUGGUAACUUUGUUAAUUACCAACUAAUUUUUUGGACAAAAAGAACUUCAUGUUCAUGUCUUGAAAUAUUGAAUUGUCUCCUAAAUGACCUUGACCUUUAAGACAAGAUGUUCAAAAUUCUAUAAGCUUUACUGUAACCUGUGGGUUUGUUUUCUCAUAUUUUCUAUUAUGAACAUGAAUAAAUUUUGUUUUUGUUUUUAUCUAAGGGCAAAGGGGUAUUUAUGGAAACAUUUUAUUUUGUCUAUGCUAACUUACUGUUGUAUCAUAUAAGAGUUAGAUAAUUCUGUAAGUUAUAUUUGCCCUUCUUUAUCUCGCUAAACAGUCGCUGAUGUUAUAUGUUGUUGUUAUUUUUUGUGAUAUUUUUGAGAAUAUUUUGAAGUAGACGUUAGACUUAUGUAGUAGAUAUUUCAAUAUAAAUGGGGUGUAAAUGUUCUAUAACUUUCCCAUUAAGGAUGAUAAUUACAAUUUCGUCUAUUAUGUAUUUCUGUUGCAAUAUCUUAUAACACUGGAAUUGAAUGGAAAUUGAGAUAAUGCAAGUACUGCUAAUGCAUUAAGAUAAUAUAAAACAUUGUUUUCUAUGUGCAGAUAUUGAAACAUUGUCACAUUUGAUUGUUUUAAAUCACUUUUACUUUUCUUCAGCAUAUUACCACAUUCACAACACAUCUGCUGUGUUAUAAAUAUAUAUGCCAUUCUUUGAUAAAUUACAUAUACAAAUGACUGUGUAAUACAGGAAAUGUGUUUACAUGUUGUUGUUUUUUAUAUACAUAUUCAUGUAUAAAAACUGGUUAUUUAUGGACUGGUUAAUCCUCAAUACAGACACAAACGUGGGAAGAGUUCAGUGAGUGUAUCCAUUUAACAGGUUUUUUAAUAUUUUGGACAUCUAUAAUUAGACAAACUUCUUCUGCCAACAAUUCUGCACAGUAGAUCACUAAGGCUAUUCCUUGAUACAUUUCUAAAAGAAGAUGUAAAGCAUUUUUGUUAUGCUUUAAUAUGACAUAUUAAUAGUUAGUACACUAUCAAAUUCUCAAUAAAUUUAUGUUUAUAUUUAUUUACUUAGUUUUUUUGUAGGUGAUAAUUAUUUUUAUAUAUACUUUGUAUUAGAACUGAAGAAAAUUAUUAUUUGGAUCAGGUAGUUUUUUACUUAACUACUUUUUAUGUUGUUUAAAAUGCAUUAAAAUGUGUAUUUUCAUUAUUUUGCCAUAAUUAUAAGUAAUUAAUUUGCUAGAAUCAGAAAAUAAUAUUACAUAGGCAUUGUAUACAGAACAUUAAAUGCUCAAUAGGUGAUGGUUCAUCAUGACAUACAGAAUUUUCUGUUGAUUCUUUAAACAGAGUAUUAUUAUAAUCAUUCUAUGACUAAGACAGUGUUUGUCAAUUAGUGAAAUCUAAAAUAUAGAAUUUAUCUCUGAAAUGUUAAAUAUUUUGUUUGCUCAUUAUUUGCUAGGCAUGCACAGAAUGUAAUGGUACUUUGUAGAAAUAUACAUUAUGCAGCCAGAGAUAACUCUGGUAAAUCUCAUUUUUAACAACUUAAAGUGAGAAAAAAAUAUGAUAAUAUGAUCGAAAAUAGUGGCGUAAUCCGGGACUUAAGAUUUCAGACUUUAACUACAGGUCAAGGUCUCCCUCUUUUUGACUUUGAUUCAUUUUACCGUUCCAUCAAAAUUUAAAAUAUACAAUUUGUUGACUUUUUGGGAUGCUUCAUAAAUUUAUCUUUGUUGCUUGUAAUUUAUUAUUUAUUAUGAUUUGAAAAAAAAAACAUAUAUUGUUAACUAGUCACAUGCAUGUUUUAUCAAUUAAUACACUCCAGUUAUACUAAGGCUGGUUUCAGUUAGGAGAGAUACUACUUGUUAUAGAUCAAGCAAAACAAUUUCAUGCAGGUUUUACAUUUGUCAAAUUAUUGCUUUAGAGGUGUACAAUUGAUUGACAUGUUUGAUUGGUUCAUGUCAUGUUUGAUCGGUUCAAACAUGGUUGCAAUAUACAUUAUUUCUUGGUUUGUACACAUCAAUGUAUUGUUUCAUUGUGGUAAUAGACAUUCUCUCAUUUUAAAUUUGUGCAAUAAGUUCAUAUUUUUUGUGUAAAAAUUUGUAUUUAACCCUUCACCUGUUAGAUUUAUGAAAUGAGUUUGCUUAGCUUUGAAUUUUAGAACAGUCCAUUUAAAGUUAUAGGGAUUUAUCAAUCUGUCUUCCAUUUAGUCAAAGAGCUUGUGGUGACCUGGACUUUGCACAUUUCUAGUAAGAAGGAUAAAAACUGGUUUGAAAGAUUGAUAACAGAUAAAGCAGUGUAGGUUUGUUAAGGAUGAGACAUGUUCAGUCUGGUCAGUCUGUGUUACAGCCUGAUUGAACUUGGGGCCUAGAUGAGGAGAUAAUAUCUGAACAAUAUUAAAAUACAAAAAUUGAGCUACAGACAGUAUAGAGCCUGGUCAGACUGCAAGGUCAGGCAGGCAUUGGUUGACACUUAUGGCAAUGGUUAAUUACUUUCAGUUCUAACAGGUUAAGGGUUAAAAAAUGAAAUUUUAAUAUUUAACAAUCAGAAAAAAUAUUCUGCAAUAUGUAUAAUCAUUUAACACUGCCAGUACUGUAAAUUUUAUAACUUUAUAAUAACUUCAUAAACAUUUUAUGUCAUUAUCUCCACUUAA